GCGGUAGACACUUUUCUAGAUUCGUUGGGUAACCACUAUCUUUAAUCGUGGGAUCAGCUAAAUUUCUUAUCUUGUUGUAAGUACUUCUUAUCAGUUUUCAAAACAUAAUUUUUAUCACCAUUCACCAGUUUUAAUUCUAAAAAUUUAAUUUUAAAAUGACUUCUCCAAGAUCAAAAUCUCCUAAACCACAGAAUUCGUUUAGGAAAGAUGAUAGCAAAGAAGAGACAACAUUUUGGGACAAAAUUGGGACGCUAGGACGUAAAAAGCGAAUAAAGGAAGUGCAAGAAGUUCAGGAAGAGGGUAAAUAUGCUAUCGACUCGCCAGGCAAUCCGGCUAUGGCUGAUGUUCCUCCAGAAGAAUAUACUCUUGAGGAAAAUGAAGAACGGACUAUGGUGGAACCAAAGUCCUAUUCUGAUCCUAAAUUACAAGAGUUAAUGAACAUUUUAAUUGAUUGGGUAAAUGAUGUGUUAGCUGAUCAUCGAAUCAUUGUUAAAAAUCUAGAACAAGAUCUAUAUGAUGGACAAGUUUUACAAAAACUAUAUGAAAAAUUGACUAACGAAAAGUUGGAUGUUCCUGAAGUUACUCAAUCCGAGGAAGGGCAAAAACAAAAAUUGUAUGUUGUUCUUGGAUCUGUAAACAAUAUCUUGGGUCUGACAGGUAACAGACUAUCACAACAAAAAUGGAGUGUUGAAAGUGUUCAUUCUAAAAACCUUGUAGCCAUUUUGCAUUUAUUGGUAUCACUAGCUCGUCAUUUUCGAGCGCCAAUUCGUCUUCCUGAAAAUGUCACUGUCAAUGUAGUGAUUGUACAGAAACGUGAUGGAGUUUUGAAAAAUCGAACUGUAAUUGAAGAGAUUACAUCCAGGUACGAUGAUCUUGGUAUGAGAUGCGAGCGUGAUGCUUUUGAUACAUUGUUUGAUCAUGCACCUGACAAAUUAGAAGUGGUUAAAAAAUCUUUGGUGACAUUUGUUAACAAACAUUUGAAUAAAAUUAACAUGGAAGUUCAAGAUUUAGACACACAAUUCCAUGAUGGUGUUUACUUGACUUUAUUAAUGGGAUUACUUGAAGGGUUUUUUGUGCCACUAUAUUCAUUUAAUUUGUCACCUCAAAAUUUUGAACAGAAAGUACAUAAUGUCAAUGUGGCAUUUGAUUUAAUGCAAGAAAUUGGACUAGCUGCGCCUAAAGCUAGACCUGAAGAUAUUGUAAACUUGGAUUUGAAGUCAACUUUAAGAGUGCUUUAUAAUCUUUUUACCAAGUAUAAAAAUGUAUACUAAUCAAAACCAGAUCUAAUAAUUGAGAAUUAUAAUCUUAAUGAAAUGUAACAUAUAUUUAAGUGACAUCAUUGGUAAUCGAAUACAAGAUAUAUGCACUUGAUGUAUGAAAUAAGGUAACUGCACUAAUCCAAUAAUUAAGUGAUUUGCUAUAGUAAUACCUUGACAAUCAAUGUUAUAAUUAAAAUAUUUUGGUAUUAUUUAAGUUUUCAUAUUAUACUAUUAUACUAUAUUUUAUAUGCAAUUGUUAUAAUAAUAAGACAACUAACUAACUAAUUCUAUGUAUUUACUAUUUAUUAAUUUAGAAAUAUUAUUUAAUAUUUUAUUAUAGGUAUUAUAACAUUUCAUAUUUUACCAAUAUUUUAUUGUUUCAUUCACAAACCAAUAUACAUUUUACAAUGUUUAACUAUAGUCCAUAUUAUCAUAAACUUAAUGACUAAUAUUUGUUUAAGUAGACAAGUAGUCUUGUUGGAUUUUAAAUUUGAAUGAGUUUUUCAUCCUAUUUAUUUUUGGUAAAUAACUUUUUAAAUAUGAAAUAAUAUUAAUCUUUAUGAUUUGAAAUAUUUGAAUACAAUAUUUAUUACUAAAUUAACAAAAUUAAGAGUAACAAUAAAAAAUGUGCAUUUUAGAUGUUUAUACUUUAUGAUAGGUAUACAUAUAUAAUCAUAGUCGGACUGGCCUGGACCACAAGUCUGCAAUUGCGGACGAAGCUUCGGCUUAAUUAUGAUAAUUAGGUUCUAAUUGUGUACCUAUUAAUAUUAUUAUUCAUUUAGAGUAAAUAAAAAUACAAAAUAAACAUUUUUUUUUCAAAUCAGGAAACGUAUUUUUAUUUACAAUCUUGAGAAGUUCUCAAUAAUUAUUAAAAUAAUGGCAUUAUCUCUAUCAUUCUACGGAUUUAAUAGCUAUUUAUAUACAAAUAUGUAUCAUUGAUUAUAAAUAGUGUAAAAUUGUUGUGACUAUUAAAUAUUAUAUUAUAUUUAUACCGGCGUAUGCGUAUCACUUGGUAUUCACAUUAUCACUGAUUGUAACUGAAUUAUUAUAUAUUUUGAUAAAUAUUGUACUCGUGACAA
Molecule: messenger RNA, 2338 nt
Organism: Metopolophium dirhodum (rose-grain aphid)
Lineage: Eukaryota; Metazoa; Arthropoda; Insecta; Hemiptera; Aphididae
Gene: parvin
Product: beta-parvin
Exons: 8
Coding region: 156-1271 (371 amino acids)
Biological process (GO): substrate adhesion-dependent cell spreading; cell projection assembly; actin cytoskeleton organization
Cellular component (GO): focal adhesion; cytoplasm; actin cytoskeleton
Molecular function (GO): actin binding
Source: RefSeq, a predicted model, not a curated record